GUCAAGCUGGUGUUUGUGAGGUGAGGGGUUCGAGUCUGAACGCGGAGGCUUGAGGAGGUGGGAGCUCUGCUUCAGCUCGGAGUCGUAUUUCAGUGUUUGAGGGACUCUGGUCGAACUGAGACUGCCUUUGUUCACGUGGAGCUGCAGGAGAAGUCUCUGUCGGAGCGAGCGCUGCACCUUCUCCACCGCGCGUCAUGGGGCGAGCGUGCGAUUCAUCGCUGCUGAGCAGAGUCUGGUGCUGGAGUUUGAUCACUGUGUGCCUCUGCUCCUCUGCCUCUGCCUCGCAGCACUUUGACUCAGAACGGGACUCGAGGGCUCAGCUGGACCUCACUGAGCUCAUCGGUGUUCCUCUGCCUCCGUCUGUGGCCUUCAUCACGGGCUUCGAGGGCUUCCCGGCAUACAGCUUCGGCCCAGACGCUAACGUGGGCCGCCUGACGCGCUCCUUCAUCCCCGACCCGUUCUACCGCGACUUCGCCAUCAUCGUGACAGCCAAACCCAGCACCCGGCGUGGAGGAGUGCUGUUCGCCAUCACGGACGCGCUGCAGAAGAUCGUCCAUCUGGGAGUGUCUCUGGCGCCGGUGGAGGACGGGUCUCAGCAAGUGGUUCUGUACUACACCGAGCCCGGGGCCGCACACACAAAAGAGGCGGCUUCGUUCAAGAUGGGCGAUCUGACGGGCCGCUGGGUGCGCUUCACACUGGCUGUUCAGGGAGAGGAGGUGAGGCUGUACAUGGACUGUGAGGAGCACCAUCGCGUGGCCUUCCGCAGGAGUCCAGACGGACUCACCUUCCAGCCCAGCUCCGGCAUCUUCAUAGGGAACGCCGGGGGAACCAGGCUGGAGCGCUUUGUGGGCUCGAUCCAGCAGCUGCUGUUGACGGCGGAUCCCAGCGCUCCGAAUGAACAGUGUGAGGAGGACGAUCCUUACGCGUCUGGAUACGGCAGCGGUGGCGACAUCUUCGAUGACACGGAGACACCGAGCGAGGUCAAGAAAGUGUUUGAAGAGAGAGAAUAUACGAUGCUUGAGGAUAUAGAGUCCGGUCCAAUGAGAGCGCCACCUACUGAAUCUCCCUCGUUCAUCACUGAGACGGAUGAUGAGGACCUGGAGGAAGGCUCUGGAGAGGACAUCAUCAUCAUCAGCGGUCCGAAAGAGCCGAUCAGAUCAGAAGGAGCUUCGCAGGACAGAAAUGUCAUCACCAUGCAGAAAGGAGAGAAAGGAGAGCGAGGUCCAGAAGGCCCUCCAGGACCCGCCGGACCCGCCGCUCCACACGCACCAGGAGAACCAGGGCCCCGGGGCCCGCAGGGGCCACCAGGACCGCCUGGAGAACCAGGACAAGACGGCCAGCCUGGUGAUCCAGCGAAAGAUGGAGCUCCGGGAGAGGCUGGACCUCCGGGAUUCCCCGGCCUUCCUGGAGAUCCGGGUCCCAAAGGUGACAAGGGCGAUCCUGGUGUGGGCAUCCCGGGACCACCUGGACCUCCCGGACCGCCAGGGACAUUCAAGUAUCCGGACGGCAUCGCCGGCUCCGGAUCAAGCUAUGUGGAUCUGGACAGCGACACAGAGCUGAUACGGGGUCCUCCAGGGCCACCGGGGCCACCGGGCCGUCCAGGACUUCCGGGCCCUUCUGUGGGAGCUCAGCCGGGGCCGGUCGGGCCUCCAGGAGCUCCAGGAAAAGACGGGGAGACAGGGAAGCCUGGACUCCCGGGUGAAAAUGGGCGAGACGGUCAAACAGGCAAAGAAGGAGAGAAAGGACAGAAAGGUGAACCAGGUUUACCUGGAAUCAUGGGACCAAAGGGUGAUGCAGGCCAGCCGGGGCUCCCAGGACAGACGGGAUCUGAGGGCCCCAGGGGUCAGCCAGGCCCUCCGGGACCUCCGGGAAAGGGCUUCAGCUUUGACAUGAUGGAUUUGGAGGGGUCGGGUCUGGAUGGAAGCAGUGGUUUCAGCCCUGUUCUGCCCAGAGGACCACCUGGUCUUCCUGGGCUCCCAGGACCUCCAGGACCACAGGGCAAAGAAGGAGCCGUCGGUCCUCCGGGUGUUUCAGUAAAGGGGGAGCCAGGCGCUAAAGGAGACGAUGGACAGCCUGGGUCAUCUGGACUGCCUGGGCGACAAGGGGAAAGGGGAGAGAAAGGGGAUAUGGGUCAGAAGGGAGAGAGAGGUCUGGACGGAAUCGGUUUACCUGGACCUCCUGGACCUCCUGGACCAGUCAUCAACCUACAUGAGUUGAUGCUGAAUGACACUGAAGGAUUCUUUAACCUCUCAGGGAUUUUUGAACCACAAGGGCCAUCGGGACCAAGGGGUCCGAAGGGUGAUACCGGGGCCCCGGGGGUUCAGGGGCCUCCAGGAUUAAAGGGUCAGAAAGGAGAGCCGGGGAUUGUGUCUGGAGUUCAUGCACCGCAGGGACCCAAAGGACUGAAGGGAGAUGGUGGCGUUCCUGGACCUCCAGGUCAAACGGGCCCCAUCGGACCCGCUGGACCAAAGGGCGAGUUUGGAUUCCCAGGACGUCCGGGUCGUCCAGGAAUUAACGGCCGUAAGGGUGAAAAAGGGAAUUCUGUCGGUUUACCUGGUCCGCCGGGACCGCCUGGGCCUCCAGGACGACCGGGAAUCUUCAGCUGUCCUAAAGGAACCGUGUUUCCAGUCCCUCCUCGACCCGGCUGCAAAAUGCCCGUUAACAGUGAUUCUACACAAGAGGGCGCCAGCAGCUCAUCAUCUGGGCAGGAGAAAGACCUGCCGUCAUCAUCAUCAUCAUCGUCCUCCUCCGGCAACACACUGGUAACCAAAGUCACAGUUGACAAAGGUGACCAGGGUUUCAGAGGAGAGAAAGGAGAAGCUGGGAUGCCAGGGCUGCCAGGGCUGCCGGGGAGAUCAGGUUCAGCACAGGGACCUAGAGGAGAAUCUGUUGUUGGACCUCCUGGUCAUCCAGGACCACGAGGACACCCUGGUGCACCGGGUUUCGGGAGAAGUGGUGUCGCUGGACCUCCUGGACCGCCAGGACCUCCCGGACCUCCUGGACAACACGGAUCUGGCGUGAUGAUCCCUGGCCCUCCUGGACCCCCCGGGCCCCCGGGACGAGCCGCUGAGGCCUCCAGCGCCGUCAGGAAGUAUGUGAGUCUGCAGGCCAUGAGACAGCAGUCGUCUGCGGUCGAGGACGGGACGCUGUCUUUUGUUAUUGACACUAGUAAACUCUAUAUAAAGGUUCCAGGAGGCUGGAGAGAGGUUCAGCUCGGCGGGCUGAUUGAGACGUAUUCAUCCCCCGUCCUCUCACAGGAUGAUGCUGGACCCCUGAUUCUGACCUCACAGAUCAGACACACACCCAAAAUACACACCAGGAACGCAGCUGGACCCCUGAUUCUGACCUCACAAAUCAGACACACACCCAAAAUACACACCAGGAACGCACUGAGGCUGGUGGCUCUCAACACGCCGCUGACGGGAAACCUGGGCUCCAUCCACUCGGUCAAUAAGCUGUGCCAGACUCAAGCUCAAGCCAUGGGCAUCAGAGACGACUACAAGGCCUUCCUCUCACACCACCUACAGGACCUGAUUGACACCGUGCAGCCCAUGUACCGAACAAACAUGCCGAUCGUCAACCUGAGGGGUGAGCUCCUGUUCAAGAACUGGGACAGCAUCUUCUCCGAUCACCUCCUCCCCCUCGGCGUCCCGCUGUACUCCUUCGACGGGCGAGACGUGAUGAGCGACCCCUUCUGGCCUCAGAAGGCGGUGUGGCACGGUUCUUCAGAGAAAGGCAAGCGUCUGUCCGCUCUGAACUGUGAGUCGUGGAGAGCGGGUGACAUGGCCAUCACCGGUCAAGCGUCGUUCCUCUACAGCGGCUUACUGAACCAGCAAACCCGCAGCUGCUCCAACCGCUUCAUCGUCCUGUGCAUCGAGACCAGCCACGACCAUCAAACCCUGCAGGAGCUCCACACGGCACAGGUUCGCCACAGAAGAUGGUUCCACAGAUACUGAAGCCCUCGGCGUCUGCACGUUUGUUCGGACAGGACGACGUGACGGAGGAAAAGCCCGUGACCCAUCGAUCUCAGGCUCUGGCCACAUGAACUUUAACACAACCAAAGCCAUGGCUCUAGAAUGUAAAGUGUAUUGGCUGAUUCCCAGUGAUAGACUGGGAGACUGGCCGUCAUUUGUAUGCACUGUACUUUUCAUAUUGUAUUUUUUUGGUGUCGAUUUUCCAAAGAAAAGUCUUUUUUGAUCACGUCAUUUAAUUGUUUCUUACUCUGUUUGUAUUUAAUUUAAUUUCAAUGUUUUAUUUAUACAGCGGCCGGACAUCAUACAAAAAUGAGUAUGGAUAAAUAGGUAAUUUAACUAUUCCAAUUAAUGAUGCAGCUGUUUAUUUUCAUUUCUGGAUACUGCAUCUGUUUUACUGAUAUCAGACCACGUAAUCAAUCUGAUGAAGAGAUCAGAUCACCAUCAAAUCACCUUUUCAUAGAUUUUUUAAAGCACAUAAAUUGAAGCAGUGUUUGUCUGUUGAAUAAAACAUUUUUUUUCCAA
Messenger RNA from Cyprinus carpio (common carp), 4496 nucleotides. RefSeq lists its product as uncharacterized. Lineage: Eukaryota; Metazoa; Chordata; Actinopteri; Cypriniformes; Cyprinidae. The record is from RefSeq and is a predicted model, not a curated record.